Molecule: messenger RNA, 732 nt
Organism: Phytophthora sojae
Lineage: Eukaryota; Oomycota; Peronosporomycetes; Peronosporales; Peronosporaceae
Exons: 1
Coding region: 1-732 (243 amino acids)
Molecular function (GO): protein dimerization activity
Source: RefSeq, a predicted model, not a curated record
AUGGGCAUUGCAUUCUUCUUGGACCCAGCUCAGGACCCUAAUGGUUUUGUUGGCAAAGAUCGAAAGAAUAGCAAGAAGCAGAUCCGCAAGAUGGCGAAGAGACUGGGUUACACACUGGAGGAAGUUGAUCAAGCAUAUCACGAAGCCGGCGUAUUCUGGAAUUUGAAGCGGGAUUGGACGCCCAAGCAGCGCCGUAUUGAGUCCCGUUCUGCACCUCUAGAGUGGUGGGGCGACGAGCGCGACUCUUAUCCAGUCCUGUCUCGGAUAGCGCGCCGAGUGUUCACGAUGCCGACAUCGUCAGCGGCUUCGGAAAGGAACUGGAGUGCUCACAAGUUCGUCUACUCGGAUCGACGAGUUAACCUUGGCCUGGACAAAAUCAACAUGCUGAUUUCCAUGUACUGGGAUCGACUGGAGAAGAAGCCGCUUCCAAGAGUUAUCUUCAACUCCACAACUCUACAGACGGCAGUAACCAGUGAAGGUGACGACGACGAAGAGGAGAACAGGAUUCACUACGAAGCCCACGACUCAGAUGGGGAGGAGAAUUACGAGCAUGAAGUCUUAGCUCAAGCGAUGACGAUGAUGAAUUGGACGACGAACAGCAGAAGGACCCAGAAAAAGCCAAGGCAAUCAGAUUGGCCCAAGAAAACCUGGACUACUUCCUUCAUGAUACCUUCGACUACCAGGCGAGUAAGUUUUGAGUACGACUUUGAUGUUUGGCGAGUAAAUUUUUGA